AUUGGCGUCAGAACUCAAGGAACUUGUUCUUUGGCAGCCCACGUGCUUGCUCAUACUAUGUGAUUAGAUGUGUGAGUUCCUCGGGGCAACCUUACUGUUUUUUCUUGACCUUAACAAAGUCGGUGAUACAUAUUAGGCUCUCAAUCAGAGUCCUCUUUGGUGGAGUCCACAGGCGGAGAGGAAGCACGGGAUUCAUAAGAUGGCGGGCGGGAGAAUAUAUAAAAAAUUGGAGACCGAGAUAUUUCCUUUUGAAGACAGAUGGCUCAUUCAUAGGAUAUAAAGAAAAACCUCAAGAUGUGGAUUUACCUUAUCCCCUCAACAACUUUUCAGUGGCAAAGUGCCAGUUAAUGAAAACAGAACGACCAAAGCCAAACACUUUUAUUAUCAGAUGUCUCCAAUGGACCACUGUUAUAGAGAGAACAUUUCAUGUAGAUACUCCAGAGGAAAGAGAAGAAUGGACAGAAGCUAUCCAGGCUGUAGCAGACAGACUGCAGAGGCAAGAAGAGGAGAGAAUGAAUUGUAGUCCAACUUCACAAAUUGAUAAUAUAGGGGAGGAAGAGAUGGAUGCUUCUACAACCCAUCAUAAAAGAAAGACAAUGAAUGAUUUUGACUAUUUGAAACUACUAGGCAAAGGCACUUUUGGGAAAGUUAUUUUGGUUCGAGAGAAAGCAAGUGGGAAGUACUAUGCUAUGAAGAUUCUGAAGAAAGAAGUCAUUAUUGCAAAGGAUGAAGUGGCACACACUCUAACUGAAAGCAGAGUAUUAAAGAACACUAGACAUCCUUUUUUAACAUCCUUGAAAUAUUCCUUCCAGACAAAAGACCGUUUGUGUUUUGUGAUGGAAUAUGUUAAUGGGGGAGAGCUGUUUUUCCAUUUGUCGAGAGAGCGGGUGUUCUCUGAGGACCGCACACGUUUCUAUGGUGCAGAGAUUGUCUCAGCCUUGGACUAUCUACACUCCGGAAAGAUUGUGUACCGUGAUCUCAAGUUGGAGAAUUUGAUGCUGGAUAAAGAUGGCCACAUAAAAAUAACAGAUUUUGGACUUUGCAAAGAAGGGAUCACAGAUGCAGCCACUAUGAAGACGUUCUGUGGUACACCUGAGUACCUGGCACCAGAGGUGUUAGAAGAUAACGACUAUGGCCGAGCAGUAGACUGGUGGGGCCUAGGGGUUGUCAUGUACGAAAUGAUGUGUGGGAGGUUACCUUUCUACAACCAGGACCAUGAGAAACUUUUUGAACUAAUACUAAUGGAGGACAUUAAAUUUCCUAGAACACUGUCUUCAGAUGCAAAAUCAUUGCUUUCAGGGCUCUUGAUAAAGGAUCCAAAUAAACGACUUGGUGGAGGACCUGAUGAUGCAAAAGAGAUUAUGAGACACAGUUUCUUUUCUGGAGUAAACUGGCAGGAUGUUUAUGAUAAAAAGCUUGUACCUCCUUUUAAGCCUCAAGUAACAUCUGAGACAGAUACCAGAUAUUUUGAUGAAGAAUUCACAGCUCAGACUAUUACAAUAACACCACCUGAAAAAUAUGAUGAGGAUGGUAUGGACUGCAUGGACAAUGAGAGGCGGCCACAUUUCCCUCAAUUUUCCUACUCGGUCAGCAAUCAGAUUGUGGCAUGCUGGGUAACUGGAAAAAAUGAUAAUAAAAAGUAGCAGUUACCUUUGUGGGUGCUCCUAAGGAAGACGGGCGAGGGCCCCAGGGCCCAGGAAUGACACUGCACACUAAGUGACCACCUCUUCGUCCCAAUGACUGACCCACACCAGCCGUCCCUCCAGGCGCCCUGCCUCAGCCUGACCCUGGCCUGGCUCAUGAGCUGUCUCCUUUCUGGAGCCCCCUCCUGACUGCCGGUCCCAGUCGGGCCUGUCCUCCCGGCAUCGUCACCUGCCUCUCUGCUUCCAUGCCUGUUUGCAGCGCUGUUACCCGAGUCCUUCAGUGCAAUGAGAUAAUGUCGAUGAUCCUGAAUAUAAUCCCAUAUGGCUGCUGGAUGCAUGCACAAGUUUAA
Molecule: messenger RNA, 1993 nt
Organism: Tupaia belangeri chinensis (Chinese tree shrew)
Lineage: Eukaryota; Metazoa; Chordata; Mammalia; Scandentia; Tupaiidae
Gene: AKT3
Product: AKT serine/threonine kinase 3
Exons: 16
Coding region: 348-1643 (431 amino acids)
Biological process (GO): protein phosphorylation
Molecular function (GO): ATP binding; protein serine/threonine kinase activity
Source: RefSeq, a predicted model, not a curated record